AUGGCAGACCUCGCUCCCCCGGAAAAUGAGCCUCUGAUAUAUUUCCUGUGGAAAGAGGAAGGAGCCAACAUGAAGGAAAAUGCGGCAUCUAGAGUGGUUUACAUUUUGCUACUUUUUCUCAACGCCAGCCUUCUGAAUGGACAGUCACCUCCUGGAAAACCCAAGAUCAUUAAAUGUCGUUCUCCUGGAAAGGAAACGUUCACCUGCUGGUGGGAGCCGGGGGCAGAUGGAGGACUUCCUACCAAUUACACGCUGACUUACCACAAGGAAGGAGAGACACUCAUCCAUGAAUGUCCAGACUACAAAACUGGGGGCCCCAACACCUGCUACUUUAGCAAGAAGCACACCUCCAUAUGGAAGAUAUACAUCAUCACAGUAAACGCCAUCAACCAGAUGGGAGUCAGUUCCUCGGAUCCACUUUAUGUGGAUGUGACUUACAUAGUUGAACCAGAGCCUCCUGCAAACCUGACUUUGGAAUUAAAACAUCCAGAAGAUAGAAAACCAUAUCUAUGGAUAAAAUGGUUUCCACCCACCCUGACUGAUGUAAAAUCUGGUUGGUUCAUGAUCCAGUACGAAAUUCGAUUAAAACCUGAGAAAGCAACUGAUUGGGAGAUUCAUUUUGCUGCGAAGCAGACUCAGCUUAAGAUUUUCAGCUUAUAUCCAGGACAGAAAUACCUUGUGCAGGUUCGCUGCAAGCCAGACCAUGGAUACUGGAGUGAGUGGAGCCCAGAGAGCUCUAUCCAGAUACCUAAUGACUUCCCAGUGAAGGAUACGACCGUGUGGAUCUUUGUGGCUGUCCUUUCUGCUGUCAUCUGUUUGAUUAUGGUCUGGGCAGUGGCUCUGAAGGGCUAUAGCAUGAUGACCUGCAUCCUCCCACCAGUUCCAGGGCCCAAAAUAAAAGGAUUUGAUAUUCAUCUGCUGGAGAAGGGCAAGUCCGAGGAACUUCUGAGAGCUCUGGAAAGCCAAGACUUCCCUCCCACUUCCGACUGUGAGGACUUGCUGAUGGAGUUCAUAGAGGUGGAGGACAGUGAAGACCAGCAGCUGAUGCCACGCCCCUCCAAAGAACACAUGGAGCAAGGCGUGAAGCCCAUGCACAUGGAUCCUGACAGCGACUCUGGCCGGGGCAGCUGCGACAGCCCUUCGCUCUUUUCUGAAAAAUGUGAUGAACCUCAGGCCCAUCCCUUCAAGUUCCAUACUCCUGAGGGCCCUGAGAAACUGGAGAAUCCCGAAACAAACCUUACAUGUCUCCAGACCCCUCAGAGCAUGAGCAGGGAAGGCAAAAUCCCCUAUGUUCAUGCCAAUGGACCCAAAUCUUCCACAUGGCCUUUCCCGCAGCCACCCAGCCUGCACAACCCCAGAUAUUCUUACCACAACAUUGCUGACGUGUGUGAGCUGGCCCUGGGCAUGGCAGGCACCGCAGCCACUUUGCUGGACCAAACAGACCAACAUGCUUUAAAGCCCUCGAAAACCAUUGAGACUGGAGGGGAAGGAAAGGCAGCCAAGCAGAGGGAGUCAGAAGGCUGCAGUUCCAAGCCUGACCAAGACACGGCGUGGCCACUGCCCCAAGACAAAAGCCCCUUGAUCUCUGCUAAACCCUUGGAAUAUGUGGAGAUCCACAAGGUCAGCCAAGAUGGAGUGCUGGCUCUGUUCCCAAAACAAAAUGAGAAGGUCGGCGCCCCUGAAACCAGCAAGGAGUACUCGAAGGUGUCCCGGGUGACGGAUAGCAACAUCCUGGUGUUGGUGCCGGAUCCUCAAGUGCAAAACCUGACUCUGUUAGAAGAACCAGCCAAGGAGGCCCCACCAGCCCUGCCAUAG
This is a messenger RNA of Rangifer tarandus platyrhynchus (Svalbard reindeer), 1815 nucleotides long. The record is from the annotation of a GenBank genome assembly. Lineage: Eukaryota; Metazoa; Chordata; Mammalia; Artiodactyla; Cervidae.